Messenger RNA from Cimex lectularius (bed bug), 2313 nucleotides. RefSeq names its product protein Malvolio-like. Gene Ontology annotation, biological process: response to manganese ion; metal ion transport; manganese ion homeostasis. The record is from RefSeq and is a predicted model, not a curated record. Gene Ontology annotation, molecular function: iron ion transmembrane transporter activity; cadmium ion transmembrane transporter activity; manganese ion transmembrane transporter activity. The coding region runs from base 216 to 1952 and encodes 578 amino acids. Lineage: Eukaryota; Metazoa; Arthropoda; Insecta; Hemiptera; Cimicidae. Gene Ontology annotation, cellular component: apical plasma membrane. The transcript has 13 exons.
ACAUAUUGAUUAUAAAGACCGGACAAGUUUUACAAGGCUAUCGAAUUUCAUUUCGGGCGAGGGAUUGAUUAAAAAAGAAAGGGAAAAGUUGUGUGAAUCCCAGUUCUAGACCAUGGCCACUCCUUCAUCCUCAGUCAUCUCCUAUCUUUUGUAUCGGCGGCAUCCUUUAGUCAUCGUAUGAUUCGAACAUUUCGAAGUUUUCAGCGUACCAAACGAUGCCUGUCGAAUCCCCAUCUGGGGCCGAAAAAGUCAAACGACUGCAGGGUACCGACUCUCAGAAUGAACUGCUGGAAGUUAAAGUCGUGAUACCAGAAUCGACAAACGAAAGGAUGUUCAGUUUUAGGAAAUUAUGGGCUUUCACUGGCCCUGGAUUUUUGAUGAGCAUCGCUUUCCUCGACCCAGGCAACAUCGAUGCUGAUUUGCAAUCGGGUGCUCAGGCCAAUUACGAGCUAUUUUGGGUUUUGUUCUGGUCGACAGUACUUGGAUUGCUUAUCCAAAGGCUUGCCGCUCGCGUAGGAACGAUAACGGGACAGCAUUUGUCGGAAAUCUGCUACACCGAGUACAGAACUGUGCCCAGGAUUUUUCUAUGGCUCAUGAUCGAGAUUGCGAUCAUAGGAUCGGACAUGCAGGAGGUCGUCGGAACGGCUACAGCAAUUUACCUUCUCUCCAGCGGGAAAGUGCCACUUUAUGCAGGAGUUAUAAUAACAGUAUUUGACACACUGACAUUUCUUUUCUUGGACAAAUACGGCUUGAGAAAACUAGAGAUGUUCUUCGCUUUGUUGAUAACCAUUAUGGCUGUAACAUUUGGCUACGAGUUCGUCGUCGCAAAGCCAGACGCGGCGAGCAUUUUCGAAGGUAUCGCCAUCCCACGUUGUACCAAUUGCAAAACGGACAAAAUCCUCCUCAUGAUCGGGAUCGUCGGAUCGUGCAUAAGCCCUCAUAACCUCUACCUUCACUCCGGCCUGGUUAAGUCCCGCGACAUCGAUAGGACCAAAAGUAGGAACAUAUCGGAGGCUAACUUUUACUAUUUCAUCGAGUGCGCACUGGCCCUGGCCGUCACAUUUGUCAUCAAUUUAUUUGUAAUGUCUGUAUUUGCAAAAGGUCUGUUUGGAAAGACAAACAUCGAUGUGUAUGGUCUUUGUGUGGAAAGUGGAAACCCCUGGGCCUACGAAUUCAAUACCUCUAGUCUUGAACCGUACAGUCCUGUGGAUGUGAAUAUGUACAAAGGCGGUAUCUAUUUAGGAUGCCAGUUCGGUUUUGCGGCCCUUAUCGUCUGGGCAAUCGGGCUGUUGGCAGCAGGACAGAGCAGUACCAUGACAGGCUGUUAUGCCGGACAAUUCGCCAUGGAGGGGUUUCUGAAACUCACAUGGAGAAGAUGGAUUAGAGUGCUGUUUACGAGGAGUAUCGCUGUCGUGCCGUCCUUUAUCGUCGCCUAUUACCAGGACGUCCAGCAGUUCACUACGAUGAACGACUUCUUAAACGCUUUGAUGUGCAUCCAGCUACCGUUCGCAGUCAUUCCCGUCAUAGCAUUUACUUCGAAUUCGAGAAUAGCCGGCGAAUUCGCGAACGGCAUUUGCCACAAAAUCAUAGCACUGGGUAUUUUCUUCCUGAUCUUCGCCGGAAACGCGAUCCUCGUCUAUAAGUACAUCGUCGACAUAGAAACUACCUGGAUACUCGUCCUGAUUGGAAUCUAUUUCCUGAUAUAUAUCAUCAUGUGUAUAUACUUGGCACUGCACUGCUUCGCCUCCUUGACCAGCCCUGACAGCUGUAUAAAUAAAAACGAGUUUAUGAAAAAGUACAUUCUAGGACAGUCUAUGUUAGAUUACUACGAGGAGAUUGAUAGGAUAGAAAACAGAAUUCUUGUAGCUGAGGAUUUUAAUGACACUUCGAUGCCAAGUAGCCUCGACAACAUUGAUGAAGACGAGGGCGAAGACGACUCGCUUGUUUAUUGAUGUUUUGUCUUGUUUGGUAACAACUGUGAUUUUGGUGUUGGGGGUACGAACCGAAGUACACCAUCCCAUACACCCUUGACACCGGUGAUCCCAAAUAUCGCUAUUAAAAAAAAAAAAAAUACAACUUUUAUACAUAUUUUUUUAUAAAAACUUUUAUUUAAUCAGAUUCAAAUUUUUGAAACUUUUUUAAAAGAAUUAUUUUUCGAAAUUAAGUACAGAUUGUAAUAUUCAAGCUGUAGAAAAUAAACCAUUUACCACAAUAACUCCAAUAUUUUAAACCGAUGUUAAUUAAGCCCGGUUUUAUUGAGUUUUUGUUGUUGUGAACAGUCUGUAAUAAAAAAUGAAAAAAAAUUAAAAAAAA